Messenger RNA from Carlito syrichta (Philippine tarsier), 351 nucleotides. Its product is annotated as cytochrome c oxidase protein 20 homolog. Gene Ontology annotation, cellular component: mitochondrial inner membrane; mitochondrion. Gene Ontology annotation, biological process: mitochondrial respiratory chain complex IV assembly. NCBI's taxonomy places the organism in Eukaryota, Metazoa, Chordata, Mammalia, Primates, Tarsiidae. The record is from RefSeq and is a predicted model, not a curated record. The transcript has a single exon.
AUGCUGGAGCCUGGCCAGCCUGGGAAGGGGAAAUCCUUUAAGCUCCUAGGAAUUUUAAAUGUCUAAAACAUUCCCUGUGCAUGAGAUUCAAUAUUAUAUGACUCAUUAGGAUCUGCUGUGGCUAGCCUUGGACAUUUUUUGUUUGCUAGUAGAAUUAGAAGAUUAUGUGAUGUUGGGGUAGGAGGAUUUAUUUUGGUGACUUUGAGAUGCUGGUUCCACUGUAGGUAUAUUUAUGCAAAACAAAGAAUCCAGGAAAGAAUUGCCAGAGAAGGAAUUAAAAAUAAGAUAAUAUACGAAAGUACCCACCUUGAUUCUGAAAGAAAACAAACCAACAGCAACAGCAGCAAUUGA